AUGUCAUUUUUGGCUCGACACAAUAUUUUCGUUGCUAUUAUAUUCGGUUGUUUUGCUGUUCUUAUACCACGAAUUUUUUUGCCAUUAUUUCGUUCAAGAUCAUCAUCACCGACGACUCAUAUCGAUGAUUAUUUUCAACGAGUACCAUCAUCGAUGUCUCCUAAUCAUAACGAUAAAGAUUCUUCAUCGCAUAUGUAUAACGCAUACUCGAAUAUGCGAAUGCCUAAUUCUGGUGCUGAUAGUCAACAACAAUCAUCAAUCGAUCAAAAUAAUUCAAAAUCAAGUGCAACUUUUGUUUUACCAAUGUAUACUGUUGGUAUAGGACUUUUUUUUAUUUAUACAUGUUGCAAAUAUUGGAAAAAACGUAAUAGUGAAGAAAAUAAAAUAAAACUUCAAUAUUCAACAAAUAAUAUUCAAUGGAAUAAUGAAAAAAGAAAAUUUAAAUAUCAUGCUAAUAAUCAUCAUAGUGAAGAUGAUGAAGAAAAUGAAGAUUCAUAUGCUGGACUAGAUCCUGAUUAUGUUGAAUAUUUAAAAUCGAAAAGACGAAAAGAAUUCGAAGCUGAACAAAAUGCUACAGUUGAACAAAAUCAAAUGUAUCAUGCUCUUGAUGAAAUGAAAAGUUCAUUAUCAUUUAUUAAUUCAAAACUUGGAACAAAUGAAAGAAAAAAUAAUUUAACUAAAUAUGAAAUAUCACAAUUACAAGAUCGUUUAGCUUCAACUGAAGUUCAAAUGUAUAAAAUUUUAAAUACAAUUAAUGCUGUUACAAAUAAAGUUAAUGAAUUAACCAAAAAUACACGACAAUCUCUUGAAAAAUCAGAAGAGAAUUUUAAUAAUGAAGAAGAUUAUCAUCUAUCAUUAAGAUCACAUGAUGAAAGUGAAGAUAGUAUAAAUGAUGAAGAAAAUUCAAAUAGUGACGAUAAUUCAUUGCAUCAAGAAGAACAAAUAUCACUAAAUAAUCAACAUGAAACUUCAUCAUCAUCAUCAUCAUAUGAAGAUGAUGAAGAAAAUUCUAAUGAAUCAAAAGAAGAUGAUGAUGAUGAUGAUGAAUCUGAAUCAUCAUCUGAACGUUAUGGUAUGAUGAAUACUAAUUAUGGAUCGGAUCCAAAUACAAUUGAUGAUUAUGAAUUAAAUACAAAUAACAAGUCUGAACAAACAACUGAUAGUCGAACCAAAGUACAUGAAUGGCGUCAACGUAAUCAUUCUCAAUCAUUAGGAAUAAUGGCUGAUAAAUAUAAAAAUGUUCGUGUACCUGGUCCAAAUGAUAAUAUUUAUAAAGAUGAAUGUCUUUAUUCAUUUGAUAAUCCAGAAUCUGAAAAUGGUCUUUAUAUUUGUAUGUCAACAUUUCGUGGAGUUGGAAAAGAUCAGCUUGAACGACAUUGUAAAAAUAAUCCAGGAAAAAAUGUUUUUUUACAUAUUGUACGAAGACGAAAACCAAUACCAGUCGAUGUUAAUAUUGAGCCAAGUAAAGUAACAAAAUUAGCAAUUGGUAUUGAAGGUGGUUUUGAUGUAAAUCAAUCAAAUCGAUAUACAUUUGAAGAACAAUAUUCAAUUUAUAUUCAUCCAAAUGUAACUGUUCAUUAUCCAGAUGAAUCUAAUCAAUUACCUGAACAUGUUAAAAAAUCAGCUGAUGCUAUUAUAGCUGCUGAUUCUGCAUUUUUAAAAGAAGAACGUUCACUUUUGAAUACAACAUGGAAUGGAGAAAUUCGUCCUAUAACAAAACAUACACAAAGAUUACCACAAUUAAAUAAUGGUAGAAAAAUUCCACCAAUUGGUUGGAAAUGUGAACAAUGUGAUUUAACAGAAAAUCUAUGGCUUAAUUUAACUGAUGGAGCUAUUUUAUGUGGAAGAAAAUUUUUUGAUGGUAGUGGUGGAAAUAAUCAUGCUGCUGAACAUUAUUAUAAAAAAAAAUAUCCAUUAGCUGUUAAACUUGGAACAAUUACACCUAAAGGUGCUGAUGUUUAUUCUUAUGAUGAAGAUGAUAUGGUUGAAGAUCCAAAUCUUGCUAUUCAUUUAUCACAUUGGGGAAUAAAUAUGCUUAAAAUGGAAAAAAGUGAUAGAUCAAUGGCUGAUUUAGAAAUUGAAUUAAAUCAAAAAUAUGGUGAAGCAUCUAUGAUUGAAGAAGCUAAUUCAAAAUUACAACCUGUUUAUGGACCAGGUUAUACGGGAAUGAGAAAUUUAGGAAAUUCAUGUUAUAUGAAUUCAGUAAUGCAAGUUUUAUUUACUUUAAAAGAUUUUCAAGAAAAAUAUUAUCAACAUUGUGAUUUUUAUUUUGAUAAAGCUAAAGAUCCAGCAAAUGAUUUUAAUGCACAAACAGCUAAAUUAGCUUUUGGUCUAUUAUCGGGUCGUUAUUCAAAGGAACAUUCAACUAAUAGUGACAUAUCAUUACAAACACCAUUAGGUAUUCGUCCACAAAUGUUUCGUUUAUUAAUUGGUCGUAAUCAUGCAGAUUUUGGUACAAAACAACAACAAGAUGCUGCUGAAUUUCUUCAAUAUUAUAUUGAACAAGUACAUAAUCAUUGUACAAAAGAUCCAACACCAAAUCCAUUACUUGAUCCAAGUACUUGUUUUCAAUUUGAACUUGAAGAACGUAUUUAUUAUCCUGAAACAAGUCAAGUACGAUAUUUAACACGUCAUGAUUCAAUGUUUAGAUUAAAUAUACCAUUAUCAGCAGCAAGAAAUAUGCAUGAAGUAUUACAAUAUAAUAAAACAAAAGAAGAUAUGGAACAACAAGGCAAAAAAAUAAAUGACUUACCAAUUGUACGUCCCAUUGUUCCACUUAAAGAAGCUAUAUCACAAUGGGCUGAACCAGAAGAAAUUAAUGAUUAUAAAUUACCACAAUAUGGACGUACGACAACAAUAAGAAAAACUCAAAAAUUUUUAACUUUUCCUGAUUAUCUUUUUAUUCAAUUAAAAAAAUAUACAUUUAAUUCUGAUUGGACACCAAGAAAAAUUGAUGUUUCAAUGGAAGUACCUGAUGAACUUGAUCUUAGUUCAUUACGUGCAACUGGUUUUCAACAUGGUGAAAUAUUAAUGGUUGAUGAUGAUGAACCAACAGGACAACCAACUGUUUCUGUUAAUGAAGUUCUUUUACAACAACUUGUUGAUAUGGGUUUUUCAAAGGAAGGUUGUAAACGAGCAUUAAUCAAUACGGGUAAUAAUGAUAUUGAAGCAGCUAUGAAUUGGGUAUUUGAACAUCAAUCAGAUCCUGAUUUUGAUACACCAUAUCAAGCACCAAGUAAAAAAGCUCGUGUAGAACAAAUUCAAACACCACCUGUGGAUGAAGAAAGUAUCGGCAUUGUCAUGUCAAUGGGUUUUUCACGUAGUCAUGCUCUUCGUGCAUUAUCAUUAACAAAUAAUAAUGUUGAAGCAGCUGUUGAUUGGGCUCUUAAUACACCUGAAGAUUGUUCUGUUUUAAAUGCAUUAGUUCAAUCAUUACCUCAAUCAUCAACUACUCAACAAACAAAACAAAAUUAUCGUGAUGGUAUCGGUAAAUAUCGUCUUGUGGCUUUUAUUUCACAUAUUGGUAAUCAUCCAUCAUCAGGUCAUUAUGUAGCACAUAUCCUUAAAGAUAAUCGUUGGGUUAUAUUUAAUGAUGAAAUUGUUGCAUUUUCUGAACAUCCACCAAAAGAUUUAGCUUAUCUUUAUUUAUACAAACGUGCAACUAUUUGA
This is a messenger RNA of Rotaria sordida, 3669 nucleotides long. The record is from the annotation of a GenBank genome assembly. Lineage: Eukaryota; Metazoa; Rotifera; Eurotatoria; Philodinida; Philodinidae.